Molecule: messenger RNA, 4901 nt
Organism: Hypomesus transpacificus
Lineage: Eukaryota; Metazoa; Chordata; Actinopteri; Osmeriformes; Osmeridae
Gene: acsl3a
Product: acyl-CoA synthetase long chain family member 3a
Exons: 15
Coding region: 445-2595 (716 amino acids)
Biological process (GO): neuron differentiation; long-chain fatty-acyl-CoA metabolic process; long-chain fatty acid metabolic process
Cellular component (GO): plasma membrane; lipid droplet; endoplasmic reticulum
Molecular function (GO): long-chain fatty acid-CoA ligase activity
Source: RefSeq, a predicted model, not a curated record
ACGCUGACAGACUAGCUAAUUAGAAGUUGUCUAGUGUGGUGGUAGUGUGCAUUUUCACGAGCAAAGCUGUUCUUGAGAACAAAGGAGCCCACACUUUUGGUGGAGAGGCAGUAAGAGGAAUAGUCGGGCCUACUCGCCUACUAGCCCUAUAGUUUUGCAGCUUCUCUGUUCCUUCAGCUGCUAAGGGAAGGAGACACUGAGAGAAGGUCACUUCAGAUUAUCGGGCUGCCCUCUCAAUCAGCAGACAUGCGACAAAAACAUACUUUGACGGAGUGAGCGGGUGACACGCAGACGGAAGGAGAUCUGACAGAAGGCCGCCACGAAGGAAAGAAAACAGUUCUAGCACCGUCUUCUGCCUGUGGUUGAGUAGCACAACGCUCCCUACCACCCACCCCUUCCACCAGCCUCCACCCUACCCCACCCCCACACACACCCACCCACAGGAUGAAGCUGAAGGAAGACCUCAACCCCAUCCUCCUGCUGCUCUUCCAGCUGACCGUGUGGCUGUACUCUCUGCUCACCUUCCUCCCCUCCUUCCUGCUCGGCUCCGUCUCCGACCAGGGCUUCGGCUCGGAGCAGGAGCGGGCCCUGAGGCUCAAGGCCCAGUCGGCGUCCGGCGACCCCGCAGGGCCGUACCGGGACAUGAGCGCCACCAAGAGGCUCAUGUCGUCACUGCGCCCGGGGAUGGACUCGCUGGACAAGGUGUUUGAGGACGCGGCCAAGAGGUUCCCCGAGAGAGACCUGCUGGGCACCAGGGAGCUCGUUAAGGAGGAGGACGAGAGGCAAGUCAACGGCAAGGUGUUCAAGAAGGUGGUCCUGGGGGAGUACCGCUGGCUGUCCUAUGAGCAGACCCACAGAGCAGCCUCCAGGUUUGGCUGUGGCCUGGCCGCGCUGGGACAGAGGCCCCACAACAACAUCGCCAUCUUCUGUGAGACCAGGGCGCAGUGGUUCAUCGCAGCCCAGGCUUGCUUCAUGUACAACUUCCCCCUGGUCACCCUGUACUCCACUCUGGGUGGUCCGGCCAUCGCUCACGGGCUCAAUGAGACAGAGGUCACACACAUUAUCAUCAGCAGGGAGCUGCUGGAGACCCGACUGAAGGCCAUUCUGCUGGAGGUCCCUAGGCUCAGGCACAUCAUUGUCGUGGAUGACACACCCACCAAGUGGCCAGGCUACCCACGAGGCAUCACUGUUCACAAUAUGGCCGCCGUUCAGGAGCUGGGCACCAAGCCAGAGAACGUGGCCCGAGGUCGGACCCAGCCCCUCCCCUCGGACAUCGCCGUCAUCAUGUACACCAGUGGCUCCACAGGCAUGCCCAAGGGCGUCAUGAUCUCCCAUAGCAACAUCCUCGCCAGCAUCACAGGCAUGGCAGCGAGGAUACCCAACCUGGGGGAGGAGGACACCUAUAUUGGGUACCUUCCACUGGCCCACGUACUGGAGCUGAGCGCCGAGCUGGUGUGCGUGGCACACGGCUGUCGUAUCGGUUACUCCUCCCCGCAGACUCUGGCGGACCAGUCGACCAAGAUCAAAAGAGGCACCAAAGGCGACACCAGCAUGCUACAGCCCACCCUCAUGGCCGCUGUUCCGGAGAUCAUGGAUCGUAUCUAUAAGAAUGUGAUGACCAAGGUGGAGGAGAUGAGCUGUCUCCAGCGGACUCUCUUCAUCCUGGCCUACACCUACAAGCUGGAGCAGCUGGCCAAAGGCUACAGCACGCCGCUGUGUGACAACCUGGUGUUCAGGAAGGUGCGUUCUCUGCUGGGGGGCCGCACGCGGGUGCUGCUUUCGGGCGGGGCGCCCCUCUCGGCCGCCACUCAGCGCUUCAUGAACGUGUGUUUCUGCUGCCCCGUGGGCCAGGGCUACGGGUUGACGGAGACCUGCGGUGCCGGAACCAUCAGCGAGAUGUGGGACUACAGCACUGGCAGAGUGGGAGGCCCCCUGGUGUGUUCUGAGAUCAGGCUGAAGGACUGGAUGGAGGGUGGGUACAGCAGCACGGACACGCCCCAUCCCCGAGGAGAGAUCCUGAUUGGCGGGCCCAACGUAACCAUGGGCUACUACAAAAACGAGGCGAAGAACCAGGAAGACUUCUUCGUGGACGGUGGGGGUCAGCGGUGGUUCUGCACCGGGGACAUUGGAGAGUUCCAGCCUGACGGCUGCCUCAAGAUCAUCGACCGUAAGAAGGACCUGGUGAAGCUUCAGGCAGGAGAGUAUGUGUCACUGGGCAAAGUGGAAGCCAUGUUGAAGAACUGCUCUCUCAUCGACAACAUCUGUGCUUACGCCAACAGCGACGAGACGUACGUGAUUGGCUUUGUGGUGCCCAAUCAGAAGCAGCUGCUGGCGCUGGCGGAGCAGUACCGUAUCCGGGGCUCGUUCGAGGAGCUGUGCGAAAACCUGGCUAUGGAGGAGGUGGUGCUGACGGUCAUCACAAAGGCUGCCCUCGCAGCCCAGCUGGAGCGCUUCGAGAUCCCGCAGAAGAUCUGCCUGAGCCCCGACCCCUGGACCCCGGAGACGGGCCUGGUGACGGACGCCUUCAAGCUCAAACGCAAGGAGCUGAAGACGCACUACCUGAGCCACAUCGAGAGGAUGUACGGCGGGAAAUAGCGUGGAGAGGAAGGGUAUCUGCGUGUGUGUGUGUGUGUUUUACGUAGGUUCACGUGUCCAUGUGUGUGACACCCGAGUCAAAUGUUUGUCCAAGCACAGAGCCAGCACCUGCCUCAAAGACCCCCCCCCCCCUCCCUCUCUCUCCAUCUGCCUGUCCCUGAAAAGACGACCCCUGUCAAACCAUCAUUACUUGAAUCCAUUUUGUUCUCCUGAGACCAAAAAAAGAAAAUACAGAAUGAGUGGGAACUAUUUCAAUCAGGAGAGGACAGUGAAGGAAGAUGAUAGAAUUGAUUAUUCAACAAGCAAUAUGUGGUGAUUAGACUGGGUUUGGCGGUAAGACACAAUAGGGAGAUUUGGUGAUCGAGGGGCUUCUGCCCUGAGCAACAGCAUGAUAACCCCCCCCUUAGAGUCCAGACACUGGUGGUGAUGGCUGAUGACUCUGCUGAAGGGAAGGUGGAGCUGGUGAGUCCAUGAAGGAAGGUGGCGUUGGGGAGGUGGAGGGGCGCGCACAACAGCACAUGAACGGACCGAAGGCAGAGAGAGAAACCUAUUUAACGAGACGGCAGCGAGACGAUUGGCCAGCGGUGAAGGUGUGUCAAUGUGCUAUUGGGUAGAUGUGACCAGCUGAUAUCCCAGUUGACAGCCCAGGCAUCGACAGCGAGAAAAAUAUGAGUAAGCUUUUGAGAGAGGUGUGAAUGGGAUAGUAUGAGAAAUAACGUGCCGAAGCAUGUAGAGGUCUGAAGUUUCGCUCAAGCUGCAUUACUGUACCGGAAAAAAGGAGGCCGUUGUUGCAAUGUCAUAUCUGUUAAUACCUUACCUUUACCUAUCUAGAUAGUACUUUCUCUCCAAAUAAUAGUAAGUAGAUAUGUCUGUUUGGAAAGAUACGGUUGAUUUAUCCCUGCCUGUCUUUGCCUAGCCCAUUUUACCAGAAACAUUUCAGAAAUGAGACAGGAUGCUGUGUUAGCCCUAAAUGAAGCACAACAGGAAGUAGUUUGAUAGGAUACAACUUCGGCUUGUUUUUUUGUUUUGUUUUCCAUAUUUCUCCUGGAGUUGUUAUUUUCUCCUGUCACGGUUUCUGGAUUUUUUUUUUUUUUUUUUUUUUUUUUUUUUUUACAUUAUAGCUGUCCAGGGCUCUCAUUGGCUGAUUCUCUGGCCAUGUCCUAUAACCAGUAGCAUCCACUUGUGACGUCCAGAUUUUAAUCUUCCUGCAGGACAGGAAACUAUUAGCAUUUGUUUUUUUUGUUGUUAAAUUUGUUUUGAAUCUUCAGUUUCUUUUUGGGGAUUCCCUCACAAAAUCUUUUGGCUUUUAUUCACAUGAGAUCUUCCUCUUACUGUGUCAGCUCUUUAGAUCCUUCAAGCGCUAGAACCGUCAGGGCUACAUUAGAGUCCAAAAAACCAGAAACCUCUCACACAGUGAAAUACUGCCAUUUUAACACCUUAGAAAAAUACUGAAAAAUGAAAUGUUUAUGAUCCUUUCUAAACCUGUGCCCGCUUUAAGGGUGUAGUUUAGGGUGUGGUUAGUACAUAUUUGCAGUAUAGGACAUGUUUGUAAACUCUUGUAGGAUUCUGUAUGUGCGCACUUACAGAUAUUGUGCUGGAUACUCAGCUCCUGUUGUUAUUACCAUGAAACUGAACACUGCAAUAUAUCCAAACAAGGCCCCUUUUUUAGAUUUAAGAGGUAGGCACUUGUGUAUGGUGGAUGAUCAAAUUUUUUAGAAGGUGUGUGUGGUUGUGUAGCGUCUUUACAUCCAACCUUUAUUGACAAGGAUUGUCAUCAGUCAUACUGUAUCUGUAAUAAUUGUGGAUGUGUGUGUAUUUAUGCAAACACGCGUGUCUGGGUGUGGCCUCUCCCUAUGCUUCGAUAGAUAUCUAAGACACCAAGCAUAUAUGGCAUCCAAACUCUCCUUGACACAGACCGUGUUCUGUACAUUCACAGUUGACACGUUGCCUUUUGGGGAUUUCUAAUUAUUUCGACAUUAACCACCACGUAAAUCAUUUCAUAUGAUACUACACAGCAAUGAUAGUGUUUCUUGAGAGAAUGUGUGGUACUUUUUCCCUGAAAUAACAUGCCUUUUUAAGUACAGAAUAGGCCUACUUUGUCCUGUACUGUACAUAUGUUGGUGGGCAAUGGUCACCGGAUAAAGCAAAUUUAAAAUCUGUAUUUUGAAUCUAUUUAAGAUAUUACAUAGAAUGGUUUUGGAGCUCCUAUCUGUAGGGAGACCUGCCUUGUAUUAUAAGCGCAUCCAACUAUAUUUAUUUGUAAUUUGCCUUGAAUGAUUAAGUAAAGAUUGUGUUUGGUCUAGAAA